AUGGACCAAAUGCUCUAUCAGGAUGGACAGGUGGAAAUGGAGGCAGGCAGUGGGUUGAGGCUAUAUCAGGACAAUUUCUCAGUGUCGCCCAUGAACUCUACUAGAGGAGUUAGCCAGCCAAUUGACUAUUAUGGAAACCUUGAGAACUUAGUGUGUCCUCAAGAUUCCCAUCAAUUUCAAGGACUUACAGGCCUCAUCCAGCAGCCUCCAAUCAACCCACCGACUAGAGAAUGCAAUAUCAAUUUGCAACACUCAAAUGACUCAAUAUUGAGAUAUUCCAGUGAAUACAGCUACCUGUUUGAUAGUUCACAAAAUGCCUCAUAUGAUGGUCGCUCGGAAUCUUCUUGCCUGCCCUUAACGUAUGAAACAACGAUGGUGUGUGGGACAAAUGGCCCUUACCAGAACACAGACAGAAGGGCCCAGGAAGAAGAGGGAUCCUGCAAACAGCAGAAAAUUAUUAGAAAGCCAAGAGUGCCCACUUGGAAAGAACCUCAGAACACCAUAGAUAUAGUUCCAGAGAGGAAAAAGACAACUCCCAUCAAUCCUGCAUAUGCCAUCCGAAAGUCACGAAUUACCAACAGUAUACACAAAUGGCCAUUCAGAGACAGAAUAAUACAUCUGUUGGCACUGAAGAACUACAGAAAAACUGAUCUGCUCGUUCGACUUCAGAAAGAUGGCGUUCCAGAAGAUGACAAGAACACUCUUGGGAGAAUUCUGCAGGAAGUAGCAAUUCUAAACACUGAUUUUUCAUAUAGCCUAAAGGACUGUGUCUUUAAAGAGAUCAGAAAAGACUGGCCUGGAUACAGUAAUGUAGAAAGGCAGUCACUGGAGUUGAUACUUGCCAACAAAGAAGGGUCAUCCCAGAAAUCAGAGAGCAACACCCAGCCACAAUUUACUAGUACAGAUAGCACCUUAUGUUGUUCCCAGGAUCAGUUAUCCAAUCCAGGUAUUAUUGAUCCUUUAAGGAAAAGGAAAGUCAGAAUAUCUCACCUAGGCACGGCAAGCCGGCCAAUACCAAACAGUCAAAAACCCAAUCUUGUUCGUCCUCCACCAUCUGCAACCACUGUGAGCUCCAUUGCGCCACCAGAGCUCACAUCUACCCUGCCUAUUUCAAAUCCACAGCCUGUAGCUUCCAGCUCUACUUCUAAUGGUACGGCACGAAGACCGAACACUCAACACCGAACCUUUCGUCAAAAGAGUGGUAUCUCUGCGAGUCAUCAAGAAAAACCCACCAAUUUGAAAAUGUCAGCCUCUACUUCAUUUCCCGCAAAAAAUCAUAAAGGUGUGAGAAAUACAUGUUUGAAAUCUAUCAAUAAAUUUAAACGUAUGUUUUUAAAAUACAGAGUCAAGAACCGGAUGUGCAGUACCACAACAAUGAAGACAGAGAAGGUAGAAGCAAAACCCCAGAGGGAAGGCACGGAGUUUAAUCCUGCUGAAGAAGUUAACACAGCUUGCAAUACGUCUGCUACAGCAGCACCUGAAUUUCCAGAUUAUUUGACUAUAUAUGUCACUGUAGAUAGCCCUGAGCAACGUUCGCAUUUUGUGCAGGACUUUUAUGCAGAAUAUGAUGAGUAUCAGACCUUGCAUGCUAAGAUGGUAUAUUUAUCUAGAAUAUUUUUUCAACUAGAUGCAGAAAGAAGCCAGCUUUCUCCAGGCUCAAAGGAGUAUGAGGAUAUCAAUGAAAAAAUAAUACUAGAGUACCAAAAGAUGAUAGAGAUUAACCCCAAUUUUAAGGAGGAAAAACGUAGAUGCUUGUAUCUGUAUGACAAGUUAUCUCACAUUAAAAGAUUAGUAAGUGAUUAUGACCAACAACACCUCAUGGAAACCAGUAGCAGUUCUAGUGGCAGUAGCUCACCAGAGUAA
Molecule: messenger RNA, 1863 nt
Organism: Sorex araneus (European shrew)
Lineage: Eukaryota; Metazoa; Chordata; Mammalia; Eulipotyphla; Soricidae
Product: RNA polymerase II elongation factor ELL2-like
Exons: 1
Coding region: 1-1863 (620 amino acids)
Biological process (GO): positive regulation of transcription elongation by RNA polymerase II; transcription elongation by RNA polymerase II; snRNA transcription by RNA polymerase II
Cellular component (GO): transcription elongation factor complex
Molecular function (GO): cis-regulatory region sequence-specific DNA binding
Source: RefSeq, a predicted model, not a curated record